Cydia strobilella is the source of this 1018-nucleotide messenger RNA. RefSeq lists its product as uncharacterized. The transcript is spliced from 3 exons. The record is from RefSeq and is a predicted model, not a curated record. The annotation marks the transcript as partial. Lineage: Eukaryota; Metazoa; Arthropoda; Insecta; Lepidoptera; Tortricidae.
AAUAACUUCAUAUUCUCUCAAUUCCAGAGGCUGUCACUGCACCUGGCGGUGGUGCUGCUGGCGCUGCACCAGACAUGCGCCGAACCCGACAUCUCCAGCUUCCCCAACCAGAACUACGCCGUCUUCGGCGCGCCCAUCCGCGCCGACCUCGACGAGGACGGCUACUUCUACCCCAAGCCCAAGAUACCCUUCCCUCAGCCGCAGAACCAGAAUAAUGUUUACGUGCCGCAGCCGACACAAGGAUAUGUUUAUGAAAGGCCAAACAUACCUUUCAACCCGCCGACUAGGCCUCCACCGCCGCCGCCGACCAGACCUCCGCCGCCACCGACUAGACAAACUCUACCGCCGACUAGACCGCCGCCGCCGCCGCAACCAACGCAAGGCUACGUUUACGAGCGGCCUAAUAUACCUUUCAACCCACCAACCAGACCUCCCCCUCCACCCCCACCACCACCUACAAGACCACCACCACCCCCCACUUACUCCACCCAACUCCCUGUCUCAAGAACCACUGGAUAUAAUUACCCUAAACCGAGCAUUCCAUUCACUUUCCCAACACCACCAACUACUGCUCGUACACCCCCUCCAUCUACUUAUUUACCCCCUAUUACAACUACUAGGAGACCACCCCCUCCAUCUACCUACCUACCCCCAGCCCUCAAACCCCUUCACAUACCCCACCAGACCACCAGUGUAUAUCCCACCUUCUACAACCAGAGCUCCUCAAAUUUAUUUACCGCCGUCAACCACGGCACCCCCAGUAUACCUUCCCCCAUCUACUACAAGACCUCCAUACAUCCCACCGUCAACAAGGCCACCCGUUUACAUUCCGCCUCCAACAACCAGAGCUCCCCCAAUCUACUUACCCCCUUCAACUACUAGAGCUCCCCCAAUCUAUUUACCCCCAUCUACCACCAGGGCGCCUCCAGUAUACAUACCCCCGUCUACUACACGGGCACCCCCAAUCUACAUUCCGCCUUCCACGACCAGAGCUCCCCCAAUCUAUUUACCCCCAUCG